This is a messenger RNA of Ostreobium quekettii, 369 nucleotides long. The record is from the annotation of a GenBank genome assembly. NCBI's taxonomy places the organism in Eukaryota, Viridiplantae, Chlorophyta, Ulvophyceae, Bryopsidales, Ostreobiaceae.
AUGAAUAUUCCAGAACUCUCCAUCAAUCCGCUUUGCCAGAGAAUCAUCCGCUUCUAUGAGGGUGUCAACUUCAUGGAGUUCUGUCGGAUGUUGGCCCCCUUCAGUGAACGUGCCACACACGAAAUGAAAGUGGCGGCAAUCCUGGAGGUGUUCGAUGUUGAUGGCGACGGGUUAGUGUCCCGGGAGGACCUGGACCUCGUUCUUCGCCAGCUUGCUGGCACAUGCCUCAGUGAAAAAGAGGUUGGAGAACUUGUCCAGCUUGCCUUUGAAGAGGCCGGUGCCAAAGACCAGCUGAGCCUCGAGGACUUUUCGAAGGCGUUGAAAGGCAGAGAACUAAACAUGGUGGUUGAAAUUCCUGUCCAAAUGUAG